UAUUUUUUUUGUUGUCAAAAUUUGACAUCUUGAAUCGCCAGUGGAGGUAAAAUUGGUGGAAGGUGCAGCUCCUUGUCUUCUCACCUAACCCCAAUUUGGCAUCUUCCGUUUCCAACAACCACGCCCAAUCAAACGAGGAAACCUUCUGUCUAUUUACAGGUGGCUUUUGGCUUUUCUUGGGCUUUAAAGUUUAAAGCUUUCUCUGUAUAUUGCAACUUUGCAGGUCUAUUUGGCCGGUCAUUCACUCUCUCUCUCUCUAUCUAUCUAUCUAUUAUGGAGGCUAAGCUAUUAGGAGCUUCUUGCCCGGCUUUUCUAGCUUCUAAAGAAUCAAGAUUUUCAAGGGCUAAUUAUAGUUUAGGUCUCCAAAAUGGCACAACUUUAAGAGUUAGCUGCCCAAACUUGACAAAGAGACGCAUUCUAUCAGUCCAAGCAUCUGCUGUAUCCAUGGGGCUGACAAAGAAGAAAAGGGUGGACAUCAGCGAGAAUUUGACCCUAGAUAACAUCAGAAGUUCCUUGAUUCUACAAGAGGAUAGUAUAAUAUUUAGCCUCUUAGAGAGAUCCCAAUACUGUUAUAAUGCCAGUACCUAUGACCCUGAAGCUUUUGCAUUGGAAGGGUUCCAUGGUUCUCUGAUUGAGUUCAUCCUUAAGGAAACUGAAAAGCUACACGCUCAGCUUGGCAGAUACAAGAGCCCUGAUGAACAUCCUUUUUUCCCGGAUGACUUACCUGAGCCAGUGUUGCCACCCAUGCAGUACCCACAGGUACUACAUCCCAUUGCUGAUUCAAUAAAUAUAAAUAAGACAGUAUGGGACAUGUAUUUUAGAGAACUUAUUCCUAGAUUGGUCAAAGAAGGAGAUGAUGGCAAUUGUGGAUCAACAGCUGUUUGUGACACAAUCUGUCUACAGGCUCUCUCAAAAAGAAUCCAUUAUGGAGAAUUUGUAGCAGAGGCUAAAUUUCGGGCUUCUCCAGAUGAUUAUGAGGCUGCCAUUAGAGCACAAGACAGCAAAAGACUGAUGGAAAUUCUGACAUACCCAGCAGUUGAAGAGGCGGUGAAAAAGAGAGUUGAGAUGAAAGCUAAAGCUUUUGGGCAGGAAGUGACGAUGGAAGGAGAAAUAGAUGGAACUGACCCAGUGUACAAAAUACGACCAACCCUGGUUGCUGAUUUAUAUGGUGAAUGGAUCAUGCCGCUGACAAAGGAGGUUCAAGUUCAGUACUUGCUAAGAAGGUUGGAUUAAGCUUUGCAAUGCCUGCUCAUGGCGGUAAAGCGCACAUCCUCUGAUUGCUUUGAUGUUCGUUUUCGUUCUCUGUAAUUAUAGUUGCCUCAUGAAUGAGGGCAUCAUGCAACGUAGGAAAUCAGCCACCACAUUUGCCACUUGUUUGGAGACGUGCAUCGAAGAACCUGGCCACUGCAUUAAAUGUGAAGCAAGUUUUCCAAUUUUGGUUGUAUCUUGUGCUCAGAAACUUCACAUGAAGCUUGAAUAAUUCACUGUGUUAUAAAUUUAGUGAUCCGAAA
Molecule: messenger RNA, 1511 nt
Organism: Populus nigra (black poplar)
Lineage: Eukaryota; Viridiplantae; Streptophyta; Magnoliopsida; Malpighiales; Salicaceae
Product: chorismate mutase 1, chloroplastic-like
Exons: 6
Coding region: 274-1233 (319 amino acids)
Biological process (GO): chorismate metabolic process; aromatic amino acid biosynthetic process
Cellular component (GO): cytoplasm
Molecular function (GO): chorismate mutase activity
Source: RefSeq, a predicted model, not a curated record